GCAAAAUCCCACCAAGGAAUUCUCAAAGCAAAACAUUCAAUCACAUAAUUAAACCAAGAAAGGGAGAGAGAGCAAUGGCCACUCAGGCAGAGACCAUUGAGGUUCCCGCGGACGCUGAGCUGCUGCAGGCACAGGCAGACCUGUGGCGCCACAGCCUCUACUACCUCUCCUCCAUGGCGCUCCGGUGCGCCGUCGAGCUCGAGAUCCCGACUGCGAUCCACCGCCUAGGCGGGGUCGCCUCGCUGCCUGACCUGAUGGCCGCGCUGUCCCUUCCCUCGGUUAAGAUGUCUUUCCUCGGCCGGGUCAUGCGCGUGCUCGUCAACUCGGGUGUCUUCGCAGCCGAUAACAGCUCCGAGUACGGGGUGGAGCUCUACCGCCUCACCCCACUGUCCCGCGUUCUGGUGCACGGCGUCCUAGCGGACGAGCACCAUAGCCAAAAGUAUUUUGUUCUUGGUGUCACCUCGCCGCACUACACGGAGGCGGCGUUGGGGCUGGCCGACUGGUUUAAGAAGGACACAGAACUUCCAGUGUUGUCACCUUUCGAGGAGAAGUUCGGUGUGCCACUCUUUGAUGAAAAAACUGCCCUACUCGAUGAAGAGCUUGACUCUGUUUGCAACCAAGGUUUGGCUGCCCACGACAACCUUGGGAUCGCUACCAUACUCCGCGAAUGCGGUGACAUCUUCAAGGGGCUUGACUCCCUGACCGACUGCUGCGGCGGCGAUGGUACGACAGCGAGGGCCCUCGUCAAGGCUUAUCCGCACAUCAAGUGCACUGUGUUGGACCUUCCAAAGGUGGUCGAAAAAGCCUCAGCUGAUGGAGUCAUUAACUAUGUCGCGGGUGACCUGUUCCACACCGUCCCACCAUCUCAAGUGGUGAUGCUCAAGCUUGUGCUACACUUUUGGAGCGAUGAGGAUUGCGUGAAAAUCCUAGCCCAGUGCAGAAAGGCGAUUCCUCCGCGGGAGGAGGGAGGAAAGGUAAUAAUCAUAGAGAUUGUGGUUGGACCUUCCUUAGGGCCAGUAAUGUUUGAAGCCCAACUCCUGAUGGAUAUGCUCAUGAUGGUGAACACGAGAGGGGGUCAACGUGAUGAAAAUCACUGGUGUGAGUUAUUUAAGAAGGCGGGAUUCACUGACUACAAAAUUGUGAAGAAAUUGGGAGCCCGAUCAGUCAUCGAGGUCUACCCGUAAGAUAUUGUGCUUUAAAGGUAAAAAUAAAGGAGGUGCUUAUUUUUCUUAGGGAAUGUUCCACGGGUCUUGAAGUAGCUAAAGUAUAAAGAUUAGUUGCUUCAAGGUCCAUGCAGCGUUCGCUCGGAAAAGUAUUAAAGCACUUUAUAUUGGCAUAUGUAUGUGUUUGUCAUGUUAGUGUGCUCCAACGGUGUGUGCUUGUAGUUUGUUGUCGUGCUUAUAUAGUAUUGUUCUCGUAUUUAUUAA
Messenger RNA from Hordeum vulgare subsp. vulgare (domesticated barley), 1427 nucleotides. Its product is annotated as probable O-methyltransferase 2. NCBI's taxonomy places the organism in Eukaryota, Viridiplantae, Streptophyta, Magnoliopsida, Poales, Poaceae. The transcript is spliced from 2 exons. Gene Ontology annotation, molecular function: S-adenosylmethionine-dependent methyltransferase activity; protein dimerization activity; O-methyltransferase activity. The record is from RefSeq and is a predicted model, not a curated record. The coding region runs from base 75 to 1184 and encodes 369 amino acids. Gene Ontology annotation, biological process: methylation.